CAAGGGAAAAAAAAUUCCCAACAAACAAAUAACACAAGCCUUUUAUUUGCAAACAGGCUUGUAGGCUGUGGUAUGCAGGAAGGGACUGGCCUGAGCUCCCCAGCCCUCCCUUAUGACUACUGAAGCAAGGAAGCUGCAAGCCACUUUGCUGAAGGCUCCCAGGACAUGUCUGCAAGCUGCUAGAGACUUAGUAGUGGUGUCCUUCCCUAUGCCCGGUGCUGCUGCUUCCUGCAUGCUGGCAGAGGGGGAAGCAGGAAAUUGCCAGCCCAAGUGACAUGAAGGAGGCAAAAGUUUGGGGAGGUCCUGUGUCCUGGAAGUAGGAUCCCUUUGCCUGGAGCUGCUCUUUUAGCAACCAGUCUGAUUGAUCACACUGGGGGAAUACGACUGGAUCGAAGCUGUUGCAUGGGGAUUUGCUGACUACUGUCCUGCCAUGGGAGGCUGCAUGGGAAGACCGAGGGCUGACAACCAGAGAUCCCAGUCCAGGGCCUCCACAAACACUCGCAAGAGAGCAGGUCGCAAUGAGCCCCUUAAGAAAGAGCUUCCGAGGUGGAAGAGCGACUACCCGAUGACGGAAGGCCAGCUGCACAGUAAGCGGGAUGAGUUUUGGGACACCGCACCGGCGUUUGAGGGACGUAAGGAAAUCUGGGACGCGCUAAAAGCUGCAGCCUACGCGGCGGAAGCUAACAAUCACGAAUUGGCGCAGGCGAUCGUAGAUGGAGCAAGUAUUACUUUACCUCACGGUUCUCUAUCAGAAUGCUACGAUGAACUUGGAACCCGGUACCAGCUCCCGGUGUACUGCCUGGCUCCUCCCGUUAACCUCAUCAUGGAAAGAAGUGAUGAAGACGGUACAGAUGCCCCCGAACCAGCCCCCAAAAACAGACGGGAAUUCCAGCUCAAGGUCCGUCUUUCCACUGGAAAGGACGUUAAACUUAACGCAAGUAUGACGGACACUAUCGGCCAACUGAAGAAGCAGCUGCAUUCCGUGGAGGGUAUCGAAACUUGUUGGCAGCGAUGGUUCUUCUCUGGGAAACUCCUCACGGACAGGAUAAAACUGCAGGAGACUAAAAUUCAGAAGGACUUUGUCAUACAAGUUAUUGUCAACCAACCAACCAGCGGAGAUCCAGAACUGAACCAGCGUGUUUGAAACCUACUCGAUCUGAAUGUCUGAGAUCCUGAGACUCUUGGGAGGCAACGAAAGGCUGGCUGCUAGGUCCUUCUCUCCUUUCUCGUCCUCCUUUUCUCGAUCAUGACUGGUCUGCUUGAGACGCAAUGGAAAUAAGAGGGAGAGGUGACCCAGCCCCCCCCCCCCUCAAACCCAUAACCAAAAUGCUGCACUAUAUCUGUUUUGAUUGCACACGAGGUCCACCUCCUACAAGAUGACGUUGGACGCAUGCUUGCAACCAUUGACCUACUCUCUCUAAAUUGGCACAGGACAAUGGGGUGGAUAUUUUUGUGUGUAGUAACCUGGAUGGUCAGUAGAUCAGCAAUACUGCAACAAAUAGCAUAGGUUGAUUUUAUUC
This is a messenger RNA of Bufo bufo (common toad), 1520 nucleotides long. It is a transcript of the gene UBTD1, whose product is annotated as ubiquitin domain containing 1. The transcript is spliced from 3 exons. Lineage: Eukaryota; Metazoa; Chordata; Amphibia; Anura; Bufonidae. The coding region runs from base 431 to 1144 and encodes 237 amino acids. The record is from RefSeq and is a predicted model, not a curated record. Gene Ontology annotation, molecular function: protein binding.